Messenger RNA from Nematolebias whitei (Rio pearlfish), 1563 nucleotides. RefSeq names its product UBAP1-MVB12-associated (UMA) domain containing 1 (gene umad1). The record is from RefSeq and is a predicted model, not a curated record. The coding region runs from base 40 to 522 and encodes 160 amino acids. The transcript has 4 exons. NCBI's taxonomy places the organism in Eukaryota, Metazoa, Chordata, Actinopteri, Cyprinodontiformes, Rivulidae.
GGCACCACUGACCCACAACAACAACCAUGAAGUGACUUCAUGAGCGUUUCUCUCUUCACAGGCCACAACAAUAAAAGAAAAAUGUUGAAUUUUCUUGGACUUCGCAAGGACUCAAAGAAGUCAACAGCCGAGAAGGAAGUAGAUGGAGGUUUUGUUUUUGUUGGGGAGACGACUGAAGAGCCGAGGCAGAGGAUGCCUGUAAUGAACAACACACAGCCCUCAACGAACGUCGUCGUCGUGCAGCCGUCAAAGCCUUCCUGGCCAGCUCCACGUCCAGCAGCUGGCGUGCCGCCUCCUUCGCACCACAGCGCAGCAGCAGGGGCGCCCCCAGCCGUGGAGGCUGCUUCCACACUCCCAGAUCUCCUCGGAGACGUCCCCUUCACUUUGGCCCCCCAUGUGCUGGCCUUGCAGGCAGGAUUCUCCAUGGUCCCGGACGUGCUGCUGCGCCGUGACAUCAACUACAAUCUCGCUGGUUUUCAGUACGACUUCACCUUGGAGAACUCGGUGCUUCACAGCAGCUAGUCUGUGAAGCUCGGCGCGCACGAGUUCUUUUAGCAAAACUGCAAAAACGGGGAAUUUAUGUGAGCAAACCAAAAGACGUCAAUUAGCUGUAGAGAAUGGUGCAGCCUAAUUUACUGAUUGUUUUCUAUUAGUAGCCAUUUAAAUAAAAUCUCACUCAAAUUUUUUAAAUUUAGGUUAAACUUUUUAUUUAGCAAGCAGAAUAAAUCAACUUUUACAGUGUGUGUUUUAUUAAAUCUUAACCAAUCAUGACUUCAGUCCUGAUGCUGCUCAAUAAUCCAGGUAGAUAAAUCUAGCAAGGUUAAAUCCAGAGGACUUAACCGUGUCAGAUUUUGUUUGUGUCAGGUUAAAGGAAAAGUUCAACACAUCGCAGCUUCGACCACUUUUUGAAUCUGCUGAAACUUUUAAUCAGGAAUACUAAAGAAGAGUUCUGGUUGUUUAAGUCAUUAUUUUCAAUAGUUGGUACUUUAUGAGCCAUGACUUCAGGCAUAGAGCACAGAUUAUGAACAAAAGGACAGGUUUUCCUCCAGGCAAGCCAAACAAGAACCUCCUUCGUUUAAAAUGGUCUCAGGUUAGAAGUUAUAAGAAGCAUAAAGAAGAAAUAGAAGUUAUAAUUUUAUACAUCUGUAAAAUUUAAAUCGUCUGUCCAGAACUUCUGAUCUGCUCAAGACAGUUUAACAAAACUUGAUAGACAUAGUCAUGCAUCUACUGUUCAUCACCCCAGCUCCAAGGUCAGAGUCACACCUCAAGGUCAAAGUUAAAAGGAGGUCUUUUCUUGUCUCACUUGAAACUUUUGAUCCACCCUAGAUAAUUUUACUAAACUUCAUAUGAAUUUGUACCACUACUAGAGGGCGUGUCAAAUAAUCUUUUAUCACCCCAGCUCUAAGGUCAAGGCCAUAAAUCAAGGUCAAAGGUUCUACAAGGUCAUAUAAUGUGCCAUAUGUUUUGUUGGGUCCUGUCCCUUUUAUGUAGCAGUUUGUUCACAGCCAUUUUCCUCCUUAUUGUAAAUGUUUUUAAUGAAGAACCUCAAUCCAUUUUCUUUUU